Molecule: messenger RNA, 2387 nt
Organism: Meloidogyne enterolobii
Lineage: Eukaryota; Metazoa; Nematoda; Chromadorea; Rhabditida; Meloidogynidae
Source: the annotation of a GenBank genome assembly
AUUUCCCUAUAUAUUUGGAUUGCGUACAAAACGAUAACAUUCCUGACACAACAAGGAACGUCCCUUCUUUUUUUUGCUUUUUCAUUAUUUUGUAAAAUUCAUCCAAAAGGUAAAUUGCUUAAUUAAUUAAAUCUUAUUAAUUCUAAAUGAUUAAAAAUAUUUUGACUGUUACGAGAAAACUGUCACAACAAAAUUAUUUUUUUAUUUGGAAUAAUAUAAAAUUAUGUCAAUCAUCAUUAUUCUAUUUUCAAAGGAAUUAUCAUUCAUUGAACAAUGAAGAGUUCUUUAAAAAGUUUUUUUGUAUUGGGAAAGAAGUACAAAAUGCUUUAUUUGAGGGAAAGCCAAUUGUAGCUUUGGAAAGUGCUUUAAUUACUAAUGGAUUAGAAUAUCCUAUUAAUCUUAAAGUUGCACUUAAACUGCAGGAAAUUAUUCGUAAUAAUGGUGCAGUCCCUGCCACAAUUACAAUACUUGAUGGAAAAAUAAGAGUUGGAAUUGAAAAUAAAGAAUUGGAAAGAAUUGCCGAACCGAAUAAUCAAAAAUGUUCUUUAAGAGAUUUGGCAAAUUUCCUCGUCCAGAAGAAGAUUGGUGGCACAACAGUUGCCGCAACAAUGUGGAUUGCACAUCAAGCUGGGAUCAAAGUUUUUAGUACUGGGGGAAUUGGUGGAGUACAUAAAGGAGGGGAAAAAUGUAAGGGAAAAAUAUAUUCUCAAAGUUCCUUUUUUAAAGCAUUAGACAUAAGUGCUGAUUUGGUAGAGCUAGGUCGGUGUCCUAUAGCUAUUGUCUGUGCCGGUGUUAAAUCUAUUUUAGACAUUGGUAGAACAUUAGAAUUCUUAGAAACACAAGGUGUAAAUGUUCUUGUUUUCGACAAAAAACCAAACUUUCCCGGCUUUUUCAUACCUCAAACAGAGUUUCUGGCACCACAUUGCACUGACUCAAUAGAAGAAAUAUCUGACAUAAUUGUUUGUUCUCAACAAUUGGGUCUACAAAAAGGUAUUUUGAUUGCCUGUCCAAUCCCUGUUGAAGAUAAAUCCAAAUCAGAAUUAGUUCAGCAUUCUAUUAAUCAAGCAUUAAAUGAAGCUAAUUCAAAAAAUAUUUUUGGAAAUAAAGUAACUCCAUUUGUACUUAAAAGAGUUGCUGAAUUGAGUGGAGGAGAGAGUUUAAGGCUUAAUAUUUCUUUAUUAGAAAAUAAUGCAAGAAUAGCUGCCCAAUUAGCUAAUUUAUAUACAAAUAAAAUUAUAAAUACCCCUACAACGAUGGAAGAUGAAAAUAAAAUAUUUGUUUCCUCCCAAAUAAAAAAUACUAAAAAUGAGAAACCUUUAGUUUUUUGUAUUGGUGCUUCUAUUGUUGAUUUAGAAGUAUUACAAAAAGAAAAUUUUAAAAAUUCUCCAAAAGUUAAUAUUUCCUCUUAUUUACCUUCAAAUAUUGUACAAAGAGUAGGAGGUGUUGCUCGCAAUCAUGCAGAGGCUCUUGCUCGUUUAGGAAUUGAUGUUCUUUUAUUUUCUGCUUUUGGCACAGAUUUAAAUGGAAAGGCUGAUUUUGGAUCUAAUUUUCUUUUAGAAAAAUUGGAGGGAUUAAAGAAUCUGAAUUUCUCUCAUUCAUUAUUUUGUAAAUAUUUGAGGACAGCUACGUCUAUUUCAAUUAGCAAUUCUUCUAAAGGAAUUAUACAAGGAUUUAUUUCUGCAGACGAACUUCUAAGCAAAAUAGAUUCUGAAUAUAUUGAUAAAAUUUCCAACUUAUUUAAAUCUGCCGAUUUUCUCUUAAUUGAUGCAAAUUUAACCUCUGAAGCUAUUAAAAGAAUUAAUUAUUGGGCAAACAAAACAAAUACAAAAAUUUGGUUAGAACCAACAAAUUCUUUAAAAAUACCUAAAAUAUUUGAGGCUUUGGGAGAUUGGCCAUUAACCAAAAUAGAUGUUUUCUCUCCAAAUUUAGAUGAAUUACGGUCAUUUUCUGAGAAUUUUAGUCAAAGGGUUGGAAAAAGUGAAGCAAAAGAAUGCAGGGACUUUAUUACAAAUAUAGAAGAACAUCUCCUAAAUUCAACAAUUAACUCCAACUUCCAUCAAAAUAUUUCCAAUAUAAAAUUACCCCAAUCACUCCAACCAAAACAACAUUUACUAAUUACUUGUGAUUGUUUUGGUGUUUUACUUUUUUCCCGUUCAAAUAAUAAUGAAUUUAAAAUUGAAUAUUUGGAUGCUCCAAAAAUCUGUUCAGAAAAAUUAAUUUCAGUUUCCGGUGCUGGAGAUUGCUUUAAUAGUGGAUUUCUUUUUGGAAUUUUAAACAAUUUAAGUUUAAAAGAAUGUCUUGAAUUUGGUAGAAAAUGUGCUGAGUUAAGCUUGAUUAGUGUAGAUACAGUGCCAGAAACAAUUAAUAAAGAUAUAUUUAAAGUCUAA